AUGAGGAAGGCGCUCGAUGAAUGGCAGGGAGGAAUCACCAUUGAUGGCAUCAAAAUCUGUAACCUACGUUACGCCGAUGAUACGACACUAAUCGCUGCGUCAGAAGAAGAAUUGAUCAGUCUCAUACGUAGAGUUGAAGCGACGAGCAACGAACCGAUAAUUGCCCGAAAUUUCGUAGCGACCAUGUUCAUCAACAUGUGGCGACGAAAGGAAAACAUUUUAAAGCUAAAAUGGCGUCUCGCCCAUGAGCAAAUCGAGACCGACAUAAGGCAGGUUCACGCGGACACGACGAAAUACGCGCGCCGCAGCCCCAUCACGGAUGAGAUAGAGCCGUUCACCCCGAGAAUGUUUAUCGUUUUGAGGUUCGCGGUGACGCUCGUAACGUGCGGAUUUCUGAUCGCGAUAGUGAUCGCGGCCUUGUUCGUCAUAAUAGUGAUUAAGCUUUACGCGACUGCGUGGUGGGAACAAAGCCGGAUCGACUUUUUCGCUUCAAACAGCUGGACGAUAUCGAUGGUCCUCGGGAGCGUCCUCCAAGUCUGUUUUAUUAAACUGUUCUCAAAGGUGUACGGCCCUGUAUCGAUACGACUCACCAAUCUCGAAAACCCACGCACCCAAACGCAGUUCGACAAUUCCGUCUUGUACAAGCGAUAUCUGUUGGCGUUCGUCAAUAACUACGCCCCGCUUUUCUACAUCGCGUUCGUGCAGGGAAGGCUGUACUCGACACCCGAUCGCGUCCACAACGUGGUAGAGAAGGACGUUUGCCAACCAUUCAAUUGCAUCACCGUGCUCUGCAUCCAGUUGGGGCUCAUACUGACGCUCAAGUCGCUGGCCGGCAACGUGCUGAACUUGGUGUUGCCGCUGACGAAGAGACGAUUCCAAAAGUGGUUCGCGAAGCAAACGGGGCCGCGUCAAGUGCUGCCCCGGUGGGAGGAGGAGUACCACAUGACGCCCGCCGACCGAUACGUUUUGACCACAGAGUUCACAGAAAUGAGUACGCCUAAUUAA
Cylas formicarius (sweet potato weevil) is the source of this 1005-nucleotide messenger RNA. Its product is annotated as anoctamin-4-like. The record is from RefSeq and is a predicted model, not a curated record. Gene Ontology annotation, molecular function: chloride channel activity. Lineage: Eukaryota; Metazoa; Arthropoda; Insecta; Coleoptera; Brentidae. Bases 1 to 1005 code for a protein of 334 amino acids. The transcript has 7 exons. Gene Ontology annotation, cellular component: plasma membrane. Gene Ontology annotation, biological process: chloride transmembrane transport.